Molecule: messenger RNA, 741 nt
Organism: Hymenoscyphus albidus
Lineage: Eukaryota; Fungi; Ascomycota; Leotiomycetes; Helotiales; Helotiaceae
Source: the annotation of a GenBank genome assembly
AUGAUUCAAGGUUAUUCUAGUGAGUUGGUACAUUGAGACCACCUGCUUUUCCCCUUUUCCGCAGGAGAUAAAAUCAUAUAGUGAAUAGAACCAGAAUGUCCACCUCAUCCUCGCAAAACAAAAUGGAGUUACAAUAAAGAUACAGCCAUGCGCUGGAAUUCGCCUCCUUUUCAAUAUCACCGAAGGCAACGACAAUCCGGCAUCCGACCUUCGCCUUAGGAUGACACCUUCAUUGGAACCCUCGGUCAAUGGAAACUCUCUACAAGGAGAAUAUGGCGGCACAGAUCCUCCUGCAGGUACAGUUCUCACAAAAUACGCUGUGCUGAAGAAAGAGCUAGACGAAGUCACGAACUGGAGUAAAUCAUCAGAUGGCAACUUUUCCAAAGGUUGUACGAUGUACAAUGGACAAACUUCUUGACCCGAGAAGAGGCCCGUGCCGCAGGUCUUCCUGAUAGCGUUUAUUUGACGCCAGGGAUCUAUUCUCUUGUCAAAUGGAAAUCUGUCAAACCGAUAUGUUUUCGUUUUGAAGCAACCUCUUCAUAUUGCGAUCUGAUUGAUAAGUCAAACAAACUUUCGGUUGAGGAGAAGGCCAUUGCCAAAGAUGCAAUCAAAGCAUUCGCAAACAUGAAGAAAAAUCGCAAGAAAACAGACCUCUGCGCAUACGACAAGGACGAACAGGGCAAUCCCAAUACAAGGUCAAGGAGGUGUUCCCAUUUGAAUCCGUACGUCAAGACGAAUUAG